GAGGCAAUGAUGACUUCCCAUGUCCUCCUGCAUACUGGGCAGAAGAUGCCUCUCAUUGGACUGGGCACCUGGAAGAGUGAGCCUGGCCAGCUGUCUAGGACCCUGGAGCCAAGGUCCUGUUGAUCUGGGCAGGCAUUCUAUACAUCCUGGGGACAAGUCCAGGAGCUAGGUCAAUGCAGAGUAUGGGCCCUUGACUUAGGUCAUGGACACAGAAGCAAGGCCAAAGUCAGGGUUAUAGAAUAGCAGGAGUAAGGUCAGGAGUGUGGGUAACCACACCUAGCUGGGGAUCUUGAAUGCGAAGCCAGGCACUCACAGGAAGUGUUUUGAGUGCUUUGUGGCAAGGGCUUGAUACCUUGGGUACUUCCAUGUUUCUAGUCUAGUUUUUAGCAGAUUGACUUACCUAUCCUUCUACUCGAUGGCUGCUUUCUUCUCUCCCACCUAGGGACUCUGGGCUCAACUUUUUCACCUUCCUUGGUAUUUUCCCUGUCAUCUCCUGCUGGCCCUGAGCCUCCAGAGCUCACUCUGCCUACAUGACUCCCCAAGGGCCUUUUCCUGUGUAGCCUUGGCCUAGGAAUGUGUCAUGUUCCCUAACCAGCUCCUCAGGGUUGGAGAGCUGUCUCUAUGACCUGUACUUCUAUUUUUCCAUCUAUCUUUUAAUUCAAAAAUAUUUACCAAAUCCUUCUUUAUGUUAGAUCCUGGGAACACGUGGGUUAGUUUUUUGCUGGGCUGUGCUGAGAUAAUGAGUAGGAAGGGAGCUUGGAGGCUGGUGGGAUGAGGGCAGCACAAAGGAUUUGGGUCCUCUGAAGAAGCUUCUGGUCCUGUAGACUACAGCCGUCUUCCAUCUUCUCAUCUCCACCGCAUGGAUGGCCCUGGUGAAAGAAGCUAUUAAGUAUGCCUUGAGAGUUGGCUACCGCCACAUUGACUGUGCUGCUAUCUAUGGCAAUGAGGCUGAGAUUGGAGAGGCCCUGAAGGAGAACGUGGGACCAGGCAAGGAGGUGUUACGGGAGCAUCUGUUUGUGACAUCUAAGCUGUGGAACACCAAACACCACCCUGAGGAUGUGGAACCUGCCCUCCGGAAGACCCUGGCCGAUCUCCAGCUGGAGUAUUUGGACCUGUACCUGAUGCACUGGCCUUAUGCCUUUGAGCAGGGAGACAACCCCUUCCCUAAGAAUGCGGAUGGGACGAUACGCUAUGACCCCACCCACUACAAGGAGACCUGGAAGGCUCUAGAGACACUGGUGGCCAAGGGGCUGGUGCGGGCACUGGGCCUGUCCAACUUCAACAGCCGGCAGAUCGACGAUGUGCUCAGUGUGGCCUCUGUGCGUCCAGCUGUCCUGCAGGUGGAAUGCCACCCAUACCUGGCUCAGAAGGAGCUGAUUGCUCACUGCCAUGCACGUGGUCUGGAGGUGACUGCUUAUAGCCCUCUGGGCUCCUCUGAUCGUGCUUGGCGGGAUCCUGAUGAGCCUGUCCUGCUUGAGGAUCCAGUGGUCCUGGCACUGGCUGAAAAAUAUGGCCGGUCUCCAGCUCAGGUCUUGCUCAGAUGGCAGGUCCAGAGGAAAGUGGUGUCCAUUCCCAAGAGUAUAACUCCUUCCCGAAUCCUUCAGAACAUUCAGGUGUUUGACUUCACCUUCAGCCCAGAAGAGAUGAAACAGUUAGAUGGUUUGAACAAAAAUUGGCGAUACAUUGUGCCCAUGCUUACGGUGGAUGGGAAGCGGGUCCCAAGAGAUGCGGGGCACCCUCUGUACCCUUUUAAUGACCCAUACUGAGGCCACAGCUCUCUGGCGUGCCUUCCAGCUCACCUGCUAUGAGGUUCUGAUAUCCCCAGAAAGGGAGUUAUUAAAGCUACUGGAGGAUCCACA
Loxodonta africana (African savanna elephant) is the source of this 1859-nucleotide messenger RNA. It is a transcript of the gene AKR1A1, whose product is annotated as aldo-keto reductase family 1 member A1. Lineage: Eukaryota; Metazoa; Chordata; Mammalia; Proboscidea; Elephantidae. The record is from RefSeq and is a predicted model, not a curated record. Bases 864 to 1766 code for a protein of 300 amino acids. Gene Ontology annotation, molecular function: aldose reductase (NADPH) activity. Gene Ontology annotation, biological process: aldehyde catabolic process. The transcript has 9 exons. Gene Ontology annotation, cellular component: cytosol.